UAUUUUAAAAUAAUUUCAUAUUUAUAUUUAUCAUUAUUAGUUCAGAACGUUAACUUAAUACGUUUUUACAAGUGAAUAGAAAAGUUUAUAAAUAUAUUAUCUUCUAUGUGUUGUUAUUUAAAUAUGAAAAUUAAUUAUUCCCAACUGCCUAUAAAGGCACAUUACUUUUUCUUUAUGGCAGCCAUGGGUCCCAUCGUGCCAUAUUUGUCAGUUUAUGGCAAGCAACUUGGUGUAUCAUCAGUAGUUAUAGGUAGCAUCGUCGCAAUUUUGCCUAUUGCAUAUUUGAUCGCUACAAUAAUAUUUGGUUACAUCGCGGAUUACUUUAAUACCUGGAGAAAAGCGAUCUUUGUGACUAUUCUCGUCUUAACAACUGUAUUUUACAUUUUUUUAUACUUUUUACCGUCUAUACCAGAACCAAUAUUAUCAGAUCAUCCAUUUCAAAAUGUCUCCUGCGAAUCUUUGCAACCGUGCGAUGAAAGUUACUAUGCCUCAAAAGUCGCAUCGUGUAACGAUACGAAAAUACUAUAUGUCAUUGGAUGUGCAAGGAUACAAAUUUUUCCACACGAUUAUCUUUUCAUGCAAUCGAAAAAGAAUCAUAUUUUUGUUACAGCUGCCGCAAAUGUUGAACUCGACAAAUAUAUUAAAAGACGUCUUGUCUUUAUUAGGUAUGUAGAAGAUCUUGCUAUGAUGACCGGUUACAUGAGUGAAGUUAAAUUAAUAGAGGGUUUGAUAGUAGCCGCGGCGUUUCUCGGUAGCAAAAUAAUAUUCUUCUUCAUGGCAGGAAAAAUAUUGAGGAAAUUUGGAUAUGGUUAUACACUUACAUUUACAUUUGCAUGCUAUAUGAUAAGGUUGAUAUUAAUAUCCGUGGUACCAACGCCAUGGUACAUAGUUCUAGUAGAAGUUAUCCUUCAAGGGCCAUCAUACGCACUUAAUUACUCAACAAUAGUAAUGUAUGCGAGCAUAAUAUCACCACAUGGCACGUCGGCUACUGUUCAAGGAAUUACAGCAGGAAUGAAGGAAGGUGUUGGAUAUGCAAUUGGUGGUUUCACAGCUGGUAUCUUAUAUAGAAAAAUUGGUGGUCGGAUAACUUUAAGAAUAUAUGCUGGACUCGCAGGACUUUGUAUGUUAAUGUUUUUUGUAAUUUACACUCUAUAUCUAAAACAAAAAAUCUUAGACACAAAACACAAUGUUGAAUGGAGAAAACCUGAUGAUGCACAGAGACAUUGUGUUGUAGCAGAAACGUAAUGCAUGUUUACUAUAAUAACUAUAUAUUUGUUAUAAUAAUAUUAUGAAAUUUUAAUUUUAUAUAUAUCUUAUGAUAUAAAACGCACAUUAUAAAUAUGUGAAUUAUAGCGUGUGUAGACUUGAUCGAGACAUUUGUAACUUUCUUCCUUCAAUCUUAUUGUUUGACGUAUUUCGAUAUAAAAAAUAUAUUCUUAAAAGAUAUAUUUUUUGCAUAAACAAAUAAUGAUCACGUAAUUAUAACGUAUAUUAUGUGAUACAUAGCGGAUUUGUUUAUCUACAUUAGGUCAGAUUAAUGUGCAUUAAAAAUUGCUAUUCUGCACACAAUGAUUGUACAACUUGAUUGAAUAUUUUGUCAAUGUAACUGAUUUAAAUUAAAGGACCAAAGCCUCAAGUAAAGAUCAAUAAUCAUCGACCGCACACUGAUCGUUCUGUUUCGCAGAGAAAGCAGCUUUGCAACUAUGUUAGAAUUUUUGGUAUGAUUGGUUCUUGCUUUCAGUUUAAUGUAUGGAUCCAAAUGUAUAAACCAAUCAUAUUAUGAUCGCAAAAUAUUAAUUAACUGUGAUUGGUUCAUGCGUUCUUGCGAUUGCACGACUAAUGUCAAACCAACCUUAAAGAAUCACAACUUCGAUUCCUUUCCAAGUGGAACUAUUGUGGUAUGUCAGGUUAUGUUAUGCUGUGUUAUACUUUAGUAAUAAGUAGACUGACAUGUUAAGAAUUUUAAAAUAAUACAAUAAAAACUUACAUUUUUUUCUCAA
Molecule: messenger RNA, 2000 nt
Organism: Pogonomyrmex barbatus (red harvester ant)
Lineage: Eukaryota; Metazoa; Arthropoda; Insecta; Hymenoptera; Formicidae
Product: major facilitator superfamily domain-containing protein 6-like
Cellular component (GO): membrane
Molecular function (GO): transmembrane transporter activity
Source: RefSeq, a predicted model, not a curated record